Messenger RNA from Oncorhynchus tshawytscha (Chinook salmon), 1944 nucleotides. RefSeq names its product erythropoietin receptor. Lineage: Eukaryota; Metazoa; Chordata; Actinopteri; Salmoniformes; Salmonidae. Gene Ontology annotation, biological process: positive regulation of cell population proliferation; cytokine-mediated signaling pathway; hemopoiesis. The coding region runs from base 192 to 1781 and encodes 529 amino acids. Gene Ontology annotation, cellular component: membrane; external side of plasma membrane. Gene Ontology annotation, molecular function: cytokine receptor activity; protein binding. The record is from RefSeq and is a predicted model, not a curated record. The transcript is spliced from 8 exons.
GCUUGGCUUGUCACUCGCUCACACCUUAUCUCCUGUGAUGCACGCACAACUGUGUUACACUAUCCAUAGUAUCUCAGAGACAGACUGUCACGAAGCGAGAUGGAGAAAACAGACGUUUGGAGCUGGUUGCCUACCAGUUAUGCAGUACAACAGAACGCGUAGGCCGCUUUGUUCUCAGAGGAGACAAAAAGAUGACAAAUGAUAACCUGAAUAAGCUGUUGGUAUUUUGUGUAUUAUUUUGCGCCCAGAAAACAUCCAUCGUGCAUGGUGCACAAGCUUUGGAAACUAAAGUGACUCUGCUGCUCCACGCUGAGCCAGAGAAUCCAAAGUGCUUUGCUGAAGGGAUGUCUGACCUCACCUGCUUCUGGGAGGAGGAUGAGGAAAGGGCUGGCUUUACUGACCAAUACUCAUUCAUAUACACAUACCAGAAUGAGAACAGCAGUGAGUGUUCCAUAACUGCCCUACCAGCAGCAGGCGGCAAGAGGCUGUAUUUUUGCAGGUUGUCCCAGACUCAAUUAUUUGUGCCCCUUGACAUCCGGGUGUUUCGGGAUGACCUGCUGAUCCACAACCGCAGUCUCUUCAUUGAACUUGUCUUCCUGUUAGACCCGCCUGCCAAUCUGACAUUGACGAGUACAGGGACACAGGGGCAGCUGAAGGCCAGCUGGCUGCCUCCCUCUCUCAAGUACAUGGGUGACAGUAUGAUGUACGAGGUCAGCUACACCAUGGCAGGGAGCCACAUUGGAAAGGUGGAGGAGGUGCAAGCCAGCUCUGAGCUCAUCUUGCGUGGUCUGCAGUCAGGCACUAAGUACAAGGUGCGCAUUCGUGUCAAACUGGACGGCAUCAGCUACAGCGGCUACUGGAGCACCUGGACUGACCCGGUACUGAUGGAAACAAUGCCUGGUGACUUGGACCCUCUCAUCGUGUCCCUGAGUCUCAUCAUCUCUCUCGUCCUCACCCUGCUGUCUCUCCUUGUGCUCAUGUCUCAUCGCAGGUUCCUGUUGAAGAAGAUCUGGCCAAUCAUUCCCACCCCUGAAAGCAAGUUCCAAGGCCUCUUUAAGGUGUAUGGCGGUGACUUUCAGGAGUGGUUGGGCCACAGCACUGGAGGCUUAUGGUUAAGGCCAGCCUACUUCUACUCCGAGGAAUUCCCUGCGCCACUAGAGGUGCUUUCAGAGGUUAGCCUUGGUCCCGCCUUACCCAGCUCCGCUUUGCCGCCCAAGGCCUCAGAGACACUUGGUGAGGAGGAUGAAGACGAGAAGUUAAAGAGGGUGGAUUCUGCAUUGAUGGAGAGGUGGAGAGAAACCCCCCAGGAGCACUGGCCGAUGGACCAGCUCCGGGCUAUUCAUCAGCACCCUGCACCCUGGACCCAGUCUUCUCUACUGGAGUCCCAUGAUGCCUAUGUCACCCUCAAUGCUCAGAACCACAGUGGGGAGGAGCCUCUGGAUGACAUAUUAGAAGAAACCUUGCCCCUGCAGGUUCUCUUUGCCUCUGGAAGGACAUCCUCUGAAUCUCGAUCAGACUUGGGCUCCUUCCAACAGAGCUCGGGAUUGGGCCGCCUCUCGUCCCAGUCCAGUUUUGAGUACCCAAACCACACCUGGCCGCCCAAGGGCCCCGGGUACACCUACAUGGCAGUGGCCGACUCAGGCGUCUCCAUGGAUUACAGUCCGAUGAGCUCGAGUAAGAUCGAUGACAUUGGGAAGGGAGUUAUCUAUACCAAUGAGUACAAGAACGAGAUCCCUGCACACAGAAGACCCAUAGGUACGCCCAUCCACUUUGCAUUCUGAAUUAAGGCUACGCUAUGUAACAGGCUAUGAACUGAGGCUUAAAGGUCCAUUGAAGCUGAAAAACAGUUGGGAUGUUUGGCCAAGGCUUCUACAUGGACUCCAUCUUCUUGUCAGUGGAAUGUAAAAAGCCAGGGUGUAGGCUACUCUCAUAACUAUGAGAUAA